AUGGAUUUCUUAGCAUCAUUAAGAUCUUCAUCACCAAAAAUGUUCCAAGUUCUCAUUGCCAUUUGUGUCAUGGCUGCACUAGCUUGCCAGUCUGUGGAUGCUCAAGUUUUAGCAAAUGUGACAGCAGGGGCAUUCACACUUCAGGUGAAUUUAAGUAGUUCGACAUUUCUUGAAGAACUGAACAUUAGCAAAUCAGACUUUCCAAGUGAUUUUAUUUUUGGAGUUGGUACUGCUGCUGCACAGACUGAAGGGUCGCCCAAUGAAGGAGGGAGGGGACAAAGUGUUUGGGAUUAUCGUGCUAAAAUACUCCCAGGUUCACAUAUCUUUUCAGCAGUUGAUGGAUAUAAAAGAUACAAGGAGGAUAUUUUGCUCAUCAAGGACCUUGGAGUAAAUUCUUACCGAUUCUCCAUCUCGUGGACUAGGAUCUUGCCAAAUGGAAGCUUAAGUGGCGGAAUUAACCAAGAGGGUGUUGAUCACUAUAACAGUUUGAUUGAUGAAUUAGUAAAAAAUGGAAUCACACCUUUUGUGACGAUUUUACACUUUGACUUGCCACAAGCCGUCGAAGAGAAGUAUGGAGGUUACUUGAAUCGCUCAUUUGUGGAUGACUUUAGAGACUAUAGUGAACUUUGUUUCAAGUUAUUUGGAGACAGAGUUAAACAUUGGUUCACAUUUAAUGAGCCAAGAAUUAUUGCAUCUUACGGUUAUGAGUUGGGGAUUGCCCCACCAGGGAGGUGUUCACUUCCAAAAGAUAUAUGUGUAUUUAAAUCUCCAGUUCCAGGGAAAUGUUUUAUGCCCGUAGGUCCGUGUAACUUGGGUGGUAACUCAUCCACUGAACCUUACAUUGUAGCCCAUAACCUCAUUCUUGCUCAUGCCACCGUGGCUAAACUUUACCGAGAAAAAUAUCAGGCAAAACAAAAAGGUGAAGUUGGAAUUGUGCUUGUUACACCAUAUUAUGUGCCUUAUUCAAAAUCACAAGAAGAUCAAGAUGCAGCAAAUCGACUUUUCGACUUCUACUUAGGAUGGUUUAUGGAUCCAUUUGUGUUUGGAGAGUAUCCAAAAAGCAUGAGGGAGUUGGUGAAGGAGAGGCUGCCUGAGUUUACUGAAGAAGAGAAAGUGAUGGUUAAGGGAAGUUUAGAUUUUCUUGCGAUGAAUUAUUACGCAUCAAGUUAUGCUAAAAAUAAGCCACCAUCUCCAAAUGAAGUGUUGCGCUACACUCUCGAUGCAGCAGCCGAAAUCAUAGAUGGCAAAGAUGCUCCUGGUUUGGGACAUGGAAAUUGGCCAGAAGGGCUGGAGAAAUUGAUGAACUAUAUAAAGGACAAAUACAAUAACCCCAAAGUCUACAUUGCUGAAAACGGAAUUGCUGGUGUCAGGAAUGAUGCUCUUGACCUUAAUGUACAAUUAAACGACGCGUCUCGAAUUAUCUAUGUUGUUCGUCACUUGUACCGACUCAAUAAGGCGAUUAAGAAUGGAGUGAAUGUCAAAGGAUACUUCCAUUGGGCUCUAAUGGAUGAUUUUGAAUGGGGCAUGGGGUUUAGGAGCAGAUUUGGGCUUUAUUACGUUGAUUUCAACAGAAACUACACUCGUAUCCCCAAGAACUCUGUUUUGUGGUUCCACAAUUUCUUGAAUGGCACGUAUGAGAGUGACGUAUACAAGAAUGCAGCUAAUAGUUUUACAAAGUGGUUGAAAGAUUUGUCUAAACCCAAAGGAGGGCUACGUGGCCUUUCGAUGAAUUAA
This is a messenger RNA of Prunus persica (peach), 1734 nucleotides long. RefSeq names its product beta-glucosidase 13. NCBI's taxonomy places the organism in Eukaryota, Viridiplantae, Streptophyta, Magnoliopsida, Rosales, Rosaceae. The record is from RefSeq and is a predicted model, not a curated record. Gene Ontology annotation, biological process: carbohydrate metabolic process. The transcript is spliced from 14 exons. Bases 1 to 1734 code for a protein of 577 amino acids. Gene Ontology annotation, molecular function: beta-glucosidase activity.